CCCACAAAUAUAUAAAAACACAGCCCAGAGCUGAGUUUUACUUACUGCUCAUUGCCCUUUCUUUUCUUUCACAAGUUUGAGAGAUGGCUAGAGCUCUGUCUUUAGUCCUCUCUUUAUUAUUUACCCUGUAACUCAACCUAGAAAAUGGCGCUUGAAGAACAACAAGAUGCUGCUCUUUACUGUUGCGAAGAGAAUUGGGAAGAUGAUGAUGAUGAACAAGAGGAAGAUGAAAUGAACAAUAAAAAACUGGACUUUUUUAUGACUCAUGGUUUGGUACUGAACCAAGACUUGUUCUGGGAAGAUGAUGAACUUUCUUCUUUGCUUGCGAAACAAGAACAGAGUAAAUUGUAUAAAAAACUUGAAACCAGCUCAUCCCUUGCAAAGGCUCGUCGUGAAGCUAUAGAAUGGAUGUUUAAGGUGAAUGCAUACUACUCUUUCACUGCUUUAACUGCAGUUUUGGCUGUCAACUACCUCGAUAGGUUCCUCUUCAGCUUUCACGUUCAGACAGAGAAGCCAUGGAUGACCCAACUCGCUGCUGUGGCUUGUCUCUCUAUUGCUGCCAAGGUAGAGGAGACUCACGUGCCUCUUUUACUGGACCUUCAGGUGGAGGAGAGCAGGUACGUGUUCGAGGCCAAAACCAUUCAAAAAAUGGAGAUUCUUGUGCUUUCAACUCUUCAAUGGAGAAUGAACCCGGUAACCCCAUUGUCGUUUCUUGAUUAUAUCACAACAAGGCUGGGUUUAAAGAGCUAUCUCUCCAGGGAAUUCCUCAGGAGAUUUGAACUCAUCGUCUUGUCCAUCAUUUCAGAUUCUAGGUCUGUGGCUUAUCUCCCUUCUGUCAUUGCUUCUGCUACAAUGCUUCAUCUCGUUAAUGGUGUUGGACCCUGUGUUGAUGCUGAAUACCAAAGCCAUUUAUUGGGUAUUCUUGAAACCGACAAGGAAAAGGUUAAUGAAUGCAGUAUGCUUGUACUGGAAUUGGCAUCAAGGGAACACGACAGACGGUCAAACAAACGGAAAUAUGCGUCUGAUCCGGGCAGUCCAAACGGAGUAAUGGAUGUGUCGUUUAGCUCAGACAGCUCGAACGAUUCAUGGGCAGUAUCAGCACCAUCAUCGGUAUCUUCUUCACCAGAGCAUCCUCUGAUGAAGAAGAAGAAGAACAGAGCAAUGCAGAGCUUAAACGAAGCAACUGCAGAUUUUCGGAGCAUAAUUCCUCGCUAAUUCCCUUUUCUUUUUGGUUUCUUUCAAGAACUAGUUCUCUAAGAUUAAAAUAAUUUUAAUGUUCUUUUUAUUUUAUUAUGGGAAAGUUAAAUUGCCUACAAUCUCUGCUUUGUCUCCACUCCCAAUACUUUUCAUUUCCCAGAAUUUAAAUAAAUGGGAUUUCGGAAGCAGCAGAGAUGGUUGGCAUUUUAUCCGGAAGUUCAAUUUAAAUUGAAGAAAAAAAAACAAGAAUCAAUUGCAGCAAUCUAUAAAUAUUUUUUGUACUGUACUGUACAUUAAGAAAUCUGAAAUGGCCUUAUUUUUAUAAUAGUUUCAA
Messenger RNA from Mercurialis annua (annual mercury), 1531 nucleotides. Its product is annotated as cyclin-D3-3-like. Gene Ontology annotation, cellular component: nucleus; cyclin-dependent protein kinase holoenzyme complex; cytoplasm. Bases 145 to 1215 code for a protein of 356 amino acids. NCBI's taxonomy places the organism in Eukaryota, Viridiplantae, Streptophyta, Magnoliopsida, Malpighiales, Euphorbiaceae. Gene Ontology annotation, biological process: mitotic cell cycle phase transition; regulation of cyclin-dependent protein serine/threonine kinase activity. Gene Ontology annotation, molecular function: cyclin-dependent protein serine/threonine kinase regulator activity. The transcript is spliced from 4 exons. The record is from RefSeq and is a predicted model, not a curated record.